GGGUGCUUCCGGUUCCGGAGUGGGAGCUGCGACUUUUGGGGCGGGUGAGGAAUGGCCUCUCCUGUCCUCUAAUCUGCGAGCUGGCCGGGGCUGGUGGCUGAGGGGGCUGUUUUGACAGGGGAGCCCUGCUCUCUCGCGCUCUCUCAGGAUACUCCUGGAUACACAGAGUGUCUUCAAUCUCUUCAUGGGCUGUGAUUAGUGAAAAGAAGAGCAUCCAUUUUGACAUUUCUCAAGUUCCUGCUCUGAAUUGUAGACGGGCAGGAUGUGGCACGAAGCUCGAAAGCAUGAGCGCAAGCUCCGGGGGAUGAUGGUUGAUUACAAGAAGCGAGCUGAGCGCCGGAGAGAGUAUUAUGAAAAGAUAAAAAAGGAUCCUGCCCAGUUCCUCCAGGUCCACGGCCGUGCAUGCAAAGUCCACUUAGAUUCUGCUGUGGCUCUUGCAGCUGAAAGCCCUGUGAAUAUGAUGCCAUGGCAGGGGGAUACCAACAACAUGAUUGAUCGGUUUGAUGUUCGAGCCCACCUGGACUACAUCCCCAUGUAUACUCCUCCACUGCUAAACCCAAUUACCCCAGAACAGGAGUCUGAUGAGAGGAAAUGCAACUACGAAAGGUAUAGAGGUUUGGUGCAGAACGACUUCGCUGGCAUCUCAGAGGAGCAGUGUCUGUAUCAGAUCUACAUUGAUGAGCUGUACGGGGGACUCCAGAAGCCCAAUGAGGACGAAAAGAAGAAGUUAGCAGAGAAGAAGGCAUCCAUUGGCUACACGUACGAGGACAGCACGGUGGCGGAGCUUGAGAACCCGUCUGAGAAAAGAACAGAGGAGGAAGACUCGGAAGAAGACAGCAACACGGACGAGGAUGAAGUUAUCCCUGAUAUUGAUGUUGAAGUCGAUGUAGAUGAACUGAACCAGGAGCAAGUGGCCGACCUGAACAAGCAGGCAACUACCUAUGGGAUGGCAGAGGGAGACUUUGUCCGGAUGUUGCGGAAGGACAAGGAGGAAGCAGAAGCCAUCAAACAUGCCAAAGCCUUGGAGGAGGAGAAAGCCAUGUACUCGGGCCGCCGCUCUCGGAGACAGAGGAGGGAAUUCCGAGAGAAGCGUUUGAAAGGAAGGAAAAUCAGUCCUCCGAGUUAUGCUCGGAGAGACAGUCCCACCUAUGAUCCUUACAAACGAUCGCCCUCGGAAUCCACUUCCGAGUCCCGUUCCCGCUCUCGCUCGCCUUCCCCGGGUCACGAGGAGAAGAUCACCUUCAUCACCAGCUUCGGGGGUAGUGACGAAGAGGCGGCCGCCGCUGCCGCUGCCGCCGCCGCCGCUCAAACCGCAGGAGCCCCCAGGAAGCCCGCCUCCCUCGGCAAGGCACGCUCCAGCCAAGUGCAGCCGGGCAGCGCUGCGGCAGGUCAUAGCGCCUCCUCCCGGCGACGCUCCACCUCCUCCUCCUCCUCCUCCACGUCGUCGACAUCCUCGUCUUCAAGCUCGCGCUCCAGCUCGCGGUCUCACCGGGCCGGCGGCUACCACAGAGCUAGCCGCUACGGCCGCUCGCGCAGCCACAGGUACUCCCGGUCCCGAAGCAGAACGAGGCGCUAUUCGGCGGGAGGCUCGCGGGAUGGCCGGCGCCACUCCAGAUCUCGCUCCCCCGAGCGGGGCUGGCGAUACGGCUCCCGCCGCAGGUCCAGAAGCCAUUCACGGUCUGGAGAACGCUACCGUUGGAGCAGCGGCAGGGGAGGGAGGCACUGGAGCAGCAGCCGCAGCAGCCGCAGUGACAGCGAGUCACGGAGCCGCAGCCGGUCAGCGUCUCCAGCCAGAGAGAAACUGCUGAGGCCUGCGGCUUCCCCGGCUGUAGGGGAGAAACUGAAAAAGGCUGAAACUGCCGGUGGUAAAGAGACAGGAGCUGCCAAACCAAAGCUGACCCCACAGGAGAAGCUGAAGCUGCGUAUGCAGAAGGCGCUUAACCGGCAGUUCAAAGCAGAUAAAAAGGCCGCCCAGGAGAAGAUGAUGCAACAGGAGCACGAAAGACAGGAACGGGAAGAUGAGUUGCGUGCCAUGGCUAGGAAGAUCCGGAUGAAGGAGCGUGAGCGCCGGGAGAAGGAACGAGAGGAGUGGGAGCGGCAGUACAGCCGGCAGAGUCGGUCUCCUUCCCCACGUUACAGUCGAGACUAUAGCUCUUCGAGGAGGCAUUCGCGGUCCCGAUCCCGGAGCCCCCAUUACCGCCACUAGAAGCUGUUCCUGGUUCAGCGCCACGCUGCCCGCCUCCCACCCAGCUGGUUCACCAGGCCUUGUGUAAUCCUGUAAUAACGCUGUACAUUGCUGGUUUUCUGUUUCUAUGCUGUCUAAAUAAAUAAAUAAA
Lacerta agilis (Sand lizard) is the source of this 2336-nucleotide messenger RNA. RefSeq names its product CLK4 associating serine/arginine rich protein (gene CLASRP). Bases 263 to 2206 code for a protein of 647 amino acids. The transcript is spliced from 22 exons. The record is from RefSeq and is a predicted model, not a curated record. Lineage: Eukaryota; Metazoa; Chordata; Lepidosauria; Squamata; Lacertidae.